UAAAAUAAACACCCCCAAAAAAGAUGCAAUCAGCUAUUAUGAUCGUAAAGGAAAUUUUUCGAUAACUAUGCAGGCGAUUUGCGAUAGCAACCUACGAUUUUUAGACGUCUUUAUUGGCUUUCCUGGAAGCUGUCACGACGCCAAUGUCUGGAAAAAUAGCCCAAUUUACCAACAGAUCACCUCCGGAGAAGCUCAGCUUGCGACCACGGCCGUAAUAUUAGCAGAUUCGGCUUAUCCGCUAUCAAAAUAUUUGAUGGUCCCGUAUAGGGAUAAUGGACAUCUUUCACCAGAAGAGAAAAAGUUUAACUACUACCUCAGUUCCACACGAGUGUUAGUCGAACAGUCGUUCGGCCUUUUAAGGCAGAAAUUUAGAAUACUUAAUCACAUCGACGUUUCAACCAUAAAGAGUGCUUCGAAAAUUGUAAUGGCCUGUACUAUAUUACAUAAUUUUAUAUUAUCCCACAGCAGUGAUGCAACUUCAGACGAUGACAAUUUCUACCAAUAUAACAACGAUACAGUGGCUGUUGACGAAAAUAUUAACGAAAGUAGUGAAGGUAUUAUCAAAAGGAAUGAAUUAAAAAUGUUAUUUUCGUCAUAAAUUUUUUAUUUAAAAAUAAAUAGCAUUACAAAAAAAAUGUUUUACAUGUUUUUUGUACGAUCACAUUCAUGUUUGUACUACAAUAGUUUGCAAAAAAAAUUUAAGUUUAUAGGAGAUCAGAUACUUCAGGUAAUUAAUGUAAUUAAAUUCUAUUCGCCAGAAUUUCUCGCAACGCACUCAAAACGGAAAUUUUUUCCUUUUCAAUUUCUAGCUUCUCUCUCUCUAGUUGUACUAGUUCAUCGUGGCGUUUUUGCUCCUGACUAGAUUCCGCCUUUAAAAAUGUUAAUGUCUCGUUUUGCGAUUUUUUGGAGCGUUUACUUGCACUUCCAAGGUAACUGUCCGAGUCACCGCAAUCCGAGUCUUCGCACGUGGGACUUCCCAGGGAGGAUAGCAAAUUCUCCAAUGGAGGCUCAAUUGAGUGGCGGCUGCCAUAAACAGCAUUGAAUUCUUCGAAAUACUCCCAGCUGGUGGCAUCCCUUCCUGUGGAUUUAUUCCUCUUUUUUAUCCUCUUGUACGAGGCCAACAUAUUCAAAAAUUUCCUCUGAAUUGCCUCCUUUGAAUCCUUUAUUUCGGGAUUCACUGCUUUCAUAGACUCUAGGACUCUACCCCAAAGGACCGCUUUUUUCUUUUUGCCGGCUGCAAAUUCGGCCUCCAUAUCGAGCCGGCAU
Molecule: messenger RNA, 1266 nt
Organism: Bactrocera oleae (olive fruit fly)
Lineage: Eukaryota; Metazoa; Arthropoda; Insecta; Diptera; Tephritidae
Source: RefSeq, a predicted model, not a curated record